CAAAAAAAAUUGAGCAAGAGACUAUGAUUUCCAGCUACAAGCCGAAAAUCACCGCCUCCGCUGAAUAUCAAAGAAAAUUGAACUGUUGCUCUCUAGAAAAAUUCCUGCUCGGCCGCGGUCAAAGAAUUUCUCCAAUUUGGUCAGGCAAAAUAUACUCCUUAAAGAUUAGAACAUUUGAAAAAAGAAUCAAUGUUUAGAAUUUCUUCUGCCUCGACUCGAGCGCCCCUCUGGUAAAGAAGCAACAAUAAGCCCAGAAAUGGCAGAGCGUUACUUCCCCAACAAAAUGCCACACUACAUACCAGAAGAAACUCCAACAAUUAACGAAGAAACAGCCAACAAAGAUUCACUCUCUCGCCUCCUUUCUCUUCCAUAUCACACACUCCGGCGCACACUUCAAGCAUCAGCCCUUCACCUCAAGGAUAUGGUGGUGAGAGAGACGUGGGGAUUGAGUGGGAAGCGUGUGCAAGAUUAUAGUGUUUAUACGGGAGUUCUAGGGACUGCUUAUUUGCUUUUUAAAGCUUAUGAGGUUACCAAGAAUGAGAAUGAUCUUCAUUUGUGUUCUCAGAUUAUAAAUGCCUGUGAUUCUGCUUCUGCAGCUUCUAGGCAUGUGACGUUUAUAUGUGGACGUGCUGGUGUUUAUGCUCUUGGUGCUGUCGUUGCAAAGUAUGCUGAUGACCCAAGGCUAUUAGACUACUACUUGAAACAGUUCAAAGAGUUGCAGAUCAAAUUUUCUAAUGAUGUGCCAAACGAGUUAUUAUAUGGAAGAGCAGGAUUCUUAUGGGCCUGUUUGUUUAUCGACAAGCACAUUGGUAAAGAAACCAUAGCUACUGAAUGCAGGCGAGCAGUUGUGGAUGAGAUGAUUAAGGCUGGGAGAACAUUAGCUCUCAAGGAUAGAUGCCCAUUGAUGUAUGAAUGGCAUGGAAAAAAAUAUUGGGGGGCUGCCCACGGACUGGCUGGAAUCAUGCAUGUUCUGAUGGACAUGGAACUGAAACCGGAUGAAAUCAAGGAUGUCAAGGGUACACUACGCUAUAUGAUUAAGAAUCGUUUUGCUAGUGGAAAUUAUCCUUCUAGUGAAGGAAAUGAAUCAGAUCGUCUUGUGCAUUGGUGUCAUGGUGCUCCUGGAGUGGCUCUUACCCUUGUGAAAGCUGCUGAGGUUUUCGGAGACGAGGAGUUUUUUCAAGCUGCAGUGGAAGCAGGGGAGCUAGUAUGGAACCGGGGACUUCUCAAGCGAGUUGGCAUAUGUCAUGGCAUCAGUGGCAAUACCUACGUUUUUCUAUCACUAUACAGAUUAACAGGUAAUCCAGAGUAUUUGUACAAAGCUAAAGCAUUUGCGUGCUUUCUACAGGAUAGAGCGCAAAAGCUUAUAUCAGAGGGUACGAUGCACGGUGGUGAUUGUCCCUAUUCCCUCUUCGAAGGAUUUGGAGGAAUGGCGUACCUCUUUUUCGAUAUGGCUGAACCCUCUGAAGCCAGGUUUCCAGCUUAUGAACUCUAAACUGUAAUGUAUUAAAAUUUAGUAAGUGGUAGACAUGUAAUAGCUGAGAGCACUGGUGCUUCCUGUACCUAUUUGCAAUGAUUUAGCUAGUUGAAAAUCUUAAAUAAAGUUAUCAGCAGGUGCAUAAUAUUGAUGUGAAUA
Messenger RNA from Mercurialis annua (annual mercury), 1633 nucleotides. RefSeq names its product lanC-like protein GCR2. Gene Ontology annotation, biological process: carbohydrate metabolic process; peptide modification. Gene Ontology annotation, cellular component: plasma membrane. NCBI's taxonomy places the organism in Eukaryota, Viridiplantae, Streptophyta, Magnoliopsida, Malpighiales, Euphorbiaceae. The transcript is spliced from 6 exons. Bases 257 to 1492 code for a protein of 411 amino acids. The record is from RefSeq and is a predicted model, not a curated record.